This is a messenger RNA of Gongylonema pulchrum, 279 nucleotides long. NCBI's taxonomy places the organism in Eukaryota, Metazoa, Nematoda, Chromadorea, Rhabditida, Gongylonematidae. The record is from the annotation of a GenBank genome assembly.
UUGCAGGCCAGCAGAAGCCGUUGCGAGCCAAUUGAAAUACCGCUGUGUAAAGAUAUCCCCUACAAUUACACCUAUUCCGCGAACUCGCUACUUCAGUCCGAACAACACAGUCUACAGACCCAUACGGAACACUUUAAGCCGUUGAUCAAGACAAAGUGCAAUCCACAUAUCAAGUUUUUUGUAUGCAGCGUAUUUGCGCCGAUGUGCCCGGAACAUAUGCCACAAGCGGUUACCAGCUGUCGAUCUGUAUGCGAAGAGGUACUUGUUCUUAACCUGUAA